Bactrocera tryoni is the source of this 1936-nucleotide messenger RNA. RefSeq names its product probable nucleoporin Nup54 (gene Nup54). The record is from RefSeq and is a predicted model, not a curated record. Gene Ontology annotation, molecular function: structural constituent of nuclear pore. Lineage: Eukaryota; Metazoa; Arthropoda; Insecta; Diptera; Tephritidae. The coding region runs from base 164 to 1876 and encodes 570 amino acids. The transcript has 7 exons. Gene Ontology annotation, biological process: nuclear pore organization; NLS-bearing protein import into nucleus; protein localization to nuclear inner membrane. Gene Ontology annotation, cellular component: nuclear pore; nuclear pore central transport channel.
CGUUUCUCUACCGCCAACAUUUUUUUGCACAAAAAUAAACAAUUAAGCAUGGAAUAUUUGCUAUAACUAAAUUUUCGUAAAUAAUUUCGUAAUUCCUGAUAUAUACUGCAUUGAUUUUUUUAUUUCAAAUAUAAACACAUAAAAAUUAAAAAAUUGUGACGAAAUGUCGUUCUUCAGCGGAAACACUUCGUUGGGUGCUACAAGCACGCCGGCUAAACCUGGUUUAUUUUCUACAUUUGGUACUGGUUCUGCGACAGCAGCGCCAGCUUUCGGCAGCACUGCGACAUCAACAGCCGCCCCAACUUUUGGAACAUCAGCUUUUGGUGCCACCGGGUUUGGAACUGCGGCUACUUCAUCUACGCCAUCGCUUUUCGGCGGUACAGCAACUUCUACCAAUGCGACCGGCUUUGGCGGUUUUGGCGCCGCCACAUCUACAGCACCUUCUUUUGGUGGCUUCGGAACUACUGCUGCCACUAGUGCUCCCGGUUUCGGAGGAUUCGGUGCAACAUCGACAACUUCAACAGCGCCAGCUUUUGGAGGAUUUGGUACACAAACUAAUGCUUUUGGAGGUUUCGGUACUGGUGGUAGUGCGUUUGGUUCAACAUUCGGAAAACCCGCUGCUACAACUGUUACACCUGGAUUUGGAGGUUUUAGUGGGGCCACUAAUUUCAUGUUAGGACAGCCGCAGCAGCAAGUUCCCCAACUAUCGCCAGAUGAAGCUUUCGCUCAGUCCAUUUUUAAUGUAUCCAUUUACGGUGAUGAGCGUGACACAAUUAUAGCAAAAUGGAAUUAUUUACAAGCAAUGUGGGGAACUGGGAAAUCCUUUUAUUCUCAAAAUGCCGUACCCGUGGAAAUUACUUCACAAAACUAUCUCUGUCGUUUAAAAGCAAUGGGUUAUAGUCGACUGCCUGGAAAAGAUAAUAAAAUGGGAUUAGUCGCAUUGAAUUUUAACAAACCGCUGGCUGAUGUUAAGGCUCAACAGCAGCAAAUAGUCUCCUCUUUAAAUGGUGUAUUUGGCAAUAAACCAAAUCUUGCUAUAAGUAUUGAAUCUAGUAAAGAGCACGAAGAGAAAAAGUGUCAAAUAGUGAUAUAUGUUGAAGAACGUUCACAAAUGUCGCCCAACGAUAUUAAGCGUAUACUUGCCACCGAUGUUUCGAAUUAUCUGAAUCAGGCGAACGUCAAAGCACAAUUAGGAAAUCUAGGUAUUAGCGAGGUACUGGCAUUGGUAUUACCCGAUGAGGAUCAACUUAAGGAGUAUCUUGAGAAUCCACCAAAGGGAGUUGAUCCACGUAUGUGGCGACAAGCGAAAUUAGAUAAUCCCGAUACGACGAAAUUUAUACCUGUACCAAUGAUUGGUUUCAAUGAUCUGAAGUGGCGCACAAAGUGUCAAGAGAGUGAAACUGAAACACAUGCACUGUAUUUAAAAAAAGUGGAGAAGGACUUAGCUGAGUUGAGACAACGUCACGUUGCGGCAACAGCAAAGAUAAUGGAACACAAACGAAAGUUGGCAGAAUUAAGCCACAACAUAUUAAAAAUUAUUGUGAAACAAGAGUGUACACGCAAAAUCGGAUUGGCAUUGACGCCAGAGGAGGAAGCGCUACGAACUAAGUUGGAGAAUAUGCAAGCCUUAGUUUCAGCGCCAACACAAUUCAAGGGACGUCUCAGUGAAUUAUUAUCACAGAUGCGUAUGCAGCGUAAUCAGUAUGCGUUCACCGGUGGAAGUGAAUAUGCUAUAGAUAAAGAUAGUGAGGAGGAAAUGAAAUCAUUUUUAGCCAUGCAGCAGAAAGCGAUGGAGGUGCUGACCGACACCGUGACAAAGGACUUGAAAUCAUUAAAAAUCAUAAUAGAAGGUAUGCCAGAGUUGGUACGUGUUUAAUAGUGCAUUAUGUAAAAUAAAGGAUUUUUACUAAAUAUAUUUGAUGUAAGUAAAAUUAAA